Scophthalmus maximus (turbot) is the source of this 2495-nucleotide messenger RNA. It is a transcript of the gene bpnt2, whose product is annotated as 3'(2'), 5'-bisphosphate nucleotidase 2. The record is from RefSeq and is a predicted model, not a curated record. NCBI's taxonomy places the organism in Eukaryota, Metazoa, Chordata, Actinopteri, Pleuronectiformes, Scophthalmidae. Gene Ontology annotation, biological process: phosphatidylinositol phosphate biosynthetic process. The coding region runs from base 446 to 1480 and encodes 344 amino acids. Gene Ontology annotation, cellular component: endomembrane system. Gene Ontology annotation, molecular function: 3'-nucleotidase activity. The transcript has 8 exons.
CCGGAAGUGGAAGUGGCGGGGCGGGGACCUCCUCGCUGUGUACGUAGUGCGGAGAGCCGAGCGAACAGAGGGCUGCUUGUUCUCCUCCGACGUGUGCGCCGGCGCGUCCCUCUCAGUGAGCAGCGGGGAACAAGGGGCAGCCACACGGUCGCACAAACGGAAUGUCGCUGCAGACCCACACGACGGUGCGUUCCUGGGUGAAGACGACGGACGAUGCUAAGCGGCUCGGCAACUAGUCCGAAGUAGCCCCCGUGUGCGCGUGCGCGUGGUUUCAGCGCGUCCACCUUCCAGCUGCCUGUUGUAAGACAGUCAACCGUAUUUCUCCGAGCGCCGAGCUGCAGGUGGGAAGCAGCCGGCUGUGCCUCCCCGCGGCGGCCACGUCAGCUAGCUCCCGCCGGGGUCUCUGUCGUCACCUGCCCUCCCCCCGAGGGGUCCCGCCGCGGCCAUGGCUCCGAUGGGCAUCCGGCUGUCCCCGCUCGGCGUCGGGGUGUUCUGCCUCCUCGCCGUCGGGGUCCUCUACCACCUGUACGCCGGGGUCAUCACCAACCGCCUGGCUGCUCUCAGACAGAGGAGAAAAGUGGAUCUGAGGGAGUUGCUGGCUGUCUCAGUGGAGGCGGCGGUACUUGGUGGCAGAGAGGUGAAGAAGGUGCGUGAGGAAAAUAGCCUGAAGGAGAAGUCCAAGGGCAAGACGAAGGAGGGUGCCAAUGAGCUUUUGACUAUGGGCGACUUGCAGUCUCAUAGAAAGAUGUAUAACCUCUUAAAGAACACCUUCCCUGAAGUCACGGUGAACAGCGAGGAACAUGACAACAUGGUGGACAAGGCAGCAACCUGGAGUCGGGACAUUCCAGCUGACAUUCUAGACAAGAUAGAGAGAGGCAAAGAUGUUCCCUCUGAGAGCGUCACAGUGUGGAUUGAUCCUCUGGACGCCACACAGGAAUAUACAGAGAACCUUGUCAAGUAUGUGACCACAAUGGUCUGUGUGGCUGUAGAUGGUAAACCAGUCAUUGGUGUCAUACACCAGCCAUUCACUGGGUUCACUGCCUGGGCGAUUGUUGGUCAGGGAUCAAACAUGGGUCCCCGCUCGUCCUAUACCGUCAGCCCUCCAAGUGUGAUAGUAUCUCGAUCCCACUCUGGAAAAGUAAAGAAUUAUAUUCAUGAUGCUUUUGGAAACAGCACAACAAUCACAGAGGCAGGUGGAGCAGGAUAUAAGGUUCUGUCACUCCUGGAGAUGCCUGCACGAGAAACAGCUUCUGUAGACCAGGCAGAUGCAUACGUCCAUAUCACCUUUAUUAAGAAAUGGGACAUCUGUGCAGGUGCAGCUCUGCUGACAGCGCUGGGAGGCCACAUGACGACCCUGAAGGGAGAGGACAUCGACUACAGUGGAGAUCCACUGAACAAAGGAGGACUGGUGGCCAGUGUGGGUGUGGACCAUAAGGCCCUGCUGGAGAGGCUACCCAACUGGGACCUCUUAAAGCACUGAAAGGCUCAAACCCAGAGUCAUUUGCCAGUUACAACUGGUCUGAAAACUUUAAGCAGACAUGCAUGAUUUUCCAUCAUCGUGGGUCAACAAACAUCUACCAGUCAGUUGGAUUAGAGUCACUGUUACUGGCCACUGAGCAGGACUGUGGAACCAAAAUAGCUGCAACUGGAAACAGCUGUGGCUGAAUAAAUGGCUCCUACUACACACUCCCCUACAUGUAUACAUACCUGUAGCUAUGAGAAAUGGUGCAUCUUCCUCUUCACAUGCAUAUACACACAUGAACACAUGCACACACAGGGAACACUGGACAACAGUUGCCUUCCAAGAAUGCCUUUCCUUCCUCUUCAGAGGACAACAAUGUGAAGCGUUAAACUGAGGAGCACAAUAACAAUAAAAUCCAAUGGAGCGACUGAAAUUUUCAGUUACUUUUAUGAUUUUAUCAAGUCGUAUCUUCAUCGCAUAACAUUAAUAACAUCAGCUGAGCUCAGCUGGUGAAACCACCACCUGUCAUUUUUGAAGACGAGACAGAAACAAUGGGCCUUGUGGUGAACAACUGCUAUGACAUGGUGUUAACUGGACACAAGAUUCUUAAACAGUGAAUUAAGAAGUGGGUCCCAAGCAAAACUCCAGGGUCAGAAGAACAGUGAAAGAAAAUAUUAAAGAUCAUUCAACCACCACAUACUUGAUUUCAUUUCAGUUGACGUGAGUCUGUGAAAGUGUUUCCAGAAAGGUGAACUGAUAAUGAAUCAAAAACAACAGUUACGUUUUCUGUAAAUCAUGUUAUUUUAACGCCAAGGCCCAGAUUCACUAAGUUAAUAAUUUUGCUUAAAUAUAUUGUAGCCACGCAGCCCGCUUUAAAAAUGAUUUAUUAUAAAUGGAUAAGGAUUAAAUGGUAAUCCCUGGUAACUAUUGGAAUGAGAUGUGUUUUUGUUUUCUGUCUUGAUUCAAUACAUCAUACAGUCUUCACGAUGUGAUUCAAUUACAAUACAAUUAAAGGUUGAAUGACAACAAUGUG